AUGGAUCCUACGGAGAUAAAACGUGUGUUCCAAAUGUUCGACAAGGAUGGAGACGGUCGGAUCACUAAGAAGGAGCUAAACGAUUCACUGAAAAACCUCGGAAUCAUAAUACCAGAAACGGAGCUAUGGCAGAUGAUCGACAAGAUCGAUGUGAAUGGCGAUGGUUGUGUUGACAUUGAAGAGUUUGGAGAGCUUUACAAGACGAUAAUGGUGGAAGACGAGGACGAGAUUGGAGAAGAAGAUAUGAAGGAAGCGUUCAACGUUUUCGAUAGGAAUGGAGAUGGGUUUAUUACGGUGGAUGAGUUGAAAGCGGUGUUGUCUUCCUUGGGACUCAAGCAAGGUAAAACCUUGGAGGAAUGUAGGAAGAUGAUAAUACAAGUGGAUGUUGAUGGUGAUGGUAGAGUUGAUUACAAGGAGUUUAGACAAAUGAUGAAGAAGGGUCGCUUUUUUAGCUCUUUGAGCUGA
Messenger RNA from Eruca vesicaria subsp. sativa (arugula), 465 nucleotides. The record is from the annotation of a GenBank genome assembly. Lineage: Eukaryota; Viridiplantae; Streptophyta; Magnoliopsida; Brassicales; Brassicaceae.